AUGGCGAAAAAAGUUUGCGACAUUCUCAACGAGUCUCUUUAUGGAACCUCAGAGGAUUUUGAAGAUUUUCGUUCGGCACUUGUCGCUAAUUGUGUCUUCAACGGCUUUUUGUGUUAUACAAACAUCUUUUUUAACAUUAUUACCAUCCAUGCGACAAGGAAAACCGCGUUGUUGCCAAAACCUUUGAGAACAUUAUUACUGAGCCUAGCUGCCACCGAUGUUGGUGUUGGUUUGUUGGUCCAACCACUCUACAUUUCUACCUUGGUGAGCAGGUUAAAACAAAAAAAAAUCGACUGCAUUUACGACAAGGGAUUGUCCGUCGUUAUCAAUUUCUUUUGUAUAUCCUCGUUCUUAAAUGUUGUAGCCAUAAGUGUGGACAGGUUCUUAGCUGUUCAUCUUCAUCUCAGAUAUCAAGAACGUGUCACUCACAAGCGCGUAAUUGCCGCCGUGAUAUCAAUAUGGCUGUUGAGCGUAAUUAUUUCUUCUAAUGUCUUUUGGGAUCCAUUGUUUAUCAUCUUGCUGGUCAUAGGGCUCAUGAUUAUAACUGGUUGCCUCAUUCUGGUAGUAAUUGUCUACUGGAGGAUUUAUAUAGUCUUAAAGCGACACAAAAACCAGACGGGAGAACUUCAAAUCCAAGAAGUACAACAGGGAGUUCAAAAUGGCGACUUAUCAAACUUUUUGAAGCUUAGAAAGUCAGCUCUUGGAACAUUUUAUGUAUGUGUUGUGUUCUUGAUUUGUUAUUUGCCUUCUUGUAUUCUCUCUUUUUUAUUCUCGGCUCGCCUUUUAAGUUCAAUCUCUUACUACAAAGCUUGGCCCCAUACAACGACUUUGUUUUUCCUCAACUCGUCUUUGAACCCUGUUAUAUACUGCUGGAAGAUGGGACCCAUUCGUCGCACUCUCGUGGACAUAAUACGAGGCAUCGUCAAUCGUUUCAGGCAAUAGCAUUUGUUAUGAUGAACUGUUGUUGUAAAUAUAAGCUGCUAGAAAUCUCCAGACUGCUUAAUUAUGCUGACAUGCGUACCAUAGAACUUUCUAGAACAUUUGACCAAGUCACGUAAUUGUUACGUAAUACCACUAAAAUAGUUCUUUUGAAAGCUUCUGGAAUGUUCCAGAACACUUUGUGAAUGUAUAAAAAGACCUAGUCGUGUAGUGGUGGUAGUAGUUGUUGCUGUCGGCAGUGGCCGACUCUUGAGAAAGCUUUACCGUGAGAGAGAGCUACAGUGGAAGAUACUUAGCUAAUUUGAAGAAACGUUGGAGGAAACUGUGAGUUCUGCUCAGUGGCGAGCUAAGAUAUAGACUGUUGUGGGCUUAAGUAAGUUUAUGGAGGAUAAGUACUAAACUGCUUCUAAGAGUCACUCCUUAUUAAGAAAUCACUCGUCAAAUAAAGUAGUUGGGUCUGUUGGAUUGAAGUGUUUUUCCGUCGGUUAGAUUAUACCGUAACGCAUUGAUUGGGUUCGUUUCUGAUGCCAAUUGACAGUGCAUGGGAUGAGAGCCUCGGCCAUCGUCAAAUUAGACUUGAUCUGCCCAAAGUGAGUAAGGAAAACUGAGAGAGGAUUAACUUUAACGGCUAGGAAAACUGUGCAGUGAGGUACUAUAAAGUCAAGCAUAAAAAAGUGUCAUUCGUUAGUUUUAAGCGCAUUUUGUAAGAAAACUUUGUAAAUGACGAGAAAGCUUCCUCGCUACUUGAGUUAUGUCAUCAUUUGAUGCAUGUAUUUUUAAUUGUCAAUAGGAUAAUGAAUUAUCAGUAGGCUUGUGAAGUGUAUGGCUUGUGAAUUAAAUUCAAAACCGAUUUUUAGGUCGCUUUAUUAUGUAAUAAGGGCCACGAGUUCAUCAGUGUUUUACUACAGUUAAGUAUAACCCUCUUUGAAUAAAGCCGUUACUUAUUUGCGAUCACAUAUAGGCUUCCAGAAUUCAGUUGUGCGGUCCCUGAUAUAAAGAAUGAUACGAAGUCGACUAGACUUGAUGGUUGUCCGUUCGAAUAAAAGUCUCAACCUUGUCAAUAGUAACCCGGACACUUAUUUAGCUAGGCAAAGAGAGAAGGUUAUACAUUUUAUACAAAUGCAAAUUACACGAAAUACAAGGAUCUCUACGCCUUUCACUCAGACAGUUAGUCCGUUUAGAAUUCGUUUUAGUCCUCAAUUUCACCUGCUUUUAAAUUGUUCCCUGCGCCAAUCACCGCUGUUCUCGGCUAUCCUCGUUUUUUUUUUUGUUAUAUUGGAACUUUUUUUAGUGUUUGUUUAACAAUACCCUUUCGAGGUAAAGAGACCUCAGAUUACAUGACGUAGCUUCUUAAUAACUCCAGUCGGCGAAAGAUUAGUUGGCUAAGUACAAAGAAUGACGUCCGACUCCAACCUCGCUCCCAGGAGGAGGUUGGGUAAAGUCAGACCACAGACACCCGGAUUGCGAAUCACGCGCUUAGACCCACUUUAGUUCUCUUUGCCAUAAUAAGAAAAAAUUAGUGAUGCAUAAAGUUAACGCUCUUAUGUAGAUUCUCGCUGAAGUCAGUUGUCACUAAUCGAUCGACAAGGAAUGCCCAGAUUCCUCAGAUCCCCCUGUACACACCCAGAAAAGGGCAAAGAACAAUUAUUAGGUCCUGUCACCCAAGUAGAAGACGACGUUGACAGAAUUCAAACACUGCUUAAAGAAACCUUUUUUUUUUAACCAUUUAGAGAUAAUUUAAUUUCUUAAUUCACAUUAAAUUUUUACAUUCUGUAAAAUUGAAACUAUGUGAAAUGAACUAUGUGAAAGUUCUGUCUGACGAGCGCUUAGGCGCGAAACUCAGAGUAACGGAGAAUUGAUGCGUCCUCUUUGAUUCUUUCACUUAUAUAUACCCAGCUCUGCUACAACAGCAUUGGGCACUUUAUGCCAAGGUAGACUCUACCUUCAUAUUUAUAUAUAUAUAUAUGCAUGUAUAUAUAGGUAGUUCAGUGUUAACAACUGAGUUGAAAAUGUAAAUUGGUCACCGUGAAGAGUGUAAAGGCUAACGUUUCGAGCGUUAGCCCUUCGUCAGAGCGAUCGGAGGAGUUGUGGAUUGUGUGUGGGUUUAUAUGCAAAAAAUUGGGUUACGCUAUUAAUGGGAAUAUGGUGACGAGAAAACAAGAAUAAAUUAGGUGAAUCAAAAGCGCUUAUUAAUACCGUGGAAAUUAAGAGUGCCAAUUUGGAAGAUAAAUUUUUGUUCUAGUGUUUUGCGGCUUUACGAACUGUCUAAAUUUAGGGAAAGGCCGGAAACUACCAUAUGCUGUAUAGAAUAAUUGGGGAGAUUAAAGUGUUUAGCGACUGGUUUGGAUGCGUCCUUGUCAUUUCUUUCUUUGUCGUGAAGGUGUUCUCGAAGUCGAUCACCUAGUCGUCUGCAUUCAUAUGAUUGCAUAUAUAGAUGGUUGCAUAAUACAUAGCACCACUUAACAUUUUUUGUUGAGUAUAAUGGCAUAAGACUCAGAUGGAUUAUUCGUGUGCGCUGAGUUUUUAGGGUUCUGCUUUUUUCAAUACAACUUGAAUUCAAGAUUCUCUAUUUGCAAUAGUGGACAAACUUUAACCAGCAGACUAUUUAGAGAGAAAAAUUAAGGAAAGUCAUUUUGUUUAUUUAUUAGUAAAGUCGCGACUGGCUCUAAUUGCUUUGGAGUAGCUGACAGAUGGAGCGAAACUCUUGACGAAUCACUUUACGAUGUAAAGUGAAACUACUAUAAUUCCUGACUGUUUUUGACACCGCUCAUUUGCAAACUACUCUUUACCUCUGGACGAAAUAAAAUUAUAGCCCUGUUAUUUGCCGAUUCGUUUUUUUUCAUUCCUUCUUUACUUUCUGACCCUAACAGGCUAAAGUCUUUCAUAUUAUAAUACAAUAUUGCAAUUUUCACACUUAAUUUACAUGUUUACAUAUAGUGAUGUCCCAAAAAAGCCAGCCCUCAUUUUUAAUUUACAUCUGCCGUCAAAAUGAACAAUAGUCAAACUUCCUGUAUUCUUUUUGUUUAAGCGCUUAAUGCAGAAUUAUUGUUUGAAAAAAAUUUUCGGUUGAAAUAUGUAAAAAUAUUACAGGGCCAUUGGUAAACUUUUUCUGAGCUAAGCGCAGCUGUUUAUGAACUGAAGUGGAUCCGUGACUUGUGAGGAGGUGGUCAAAGUGAGAGCCGAACGCGGUCGUCAGUAGGGGGGAGAGCUAUCUGUAAAAAUGCACUCCCGGGAAAUAUUCUCAAGCUACUCUAAAACGACUGAAAUAUAUGCCGGUAUUAUCUAAGUGUAGUAAGUUUGCUGAACAUUCUGAUUACCUCCUAGAUCUGCCACAAACGAGUGCGUACUUUCUUCGUAAUAAUUAUUUGGAUCUCUACCACUCCUCACCAAACAUAAAAUACUCGAUCUCUGAAGAUGUAUUCAGUGUAUUCAGACGAAUUUAAUAAUAAAGAAGGAUAUGUCAAGCGCUCUUUAAUUUAACUGACUAUAAUGUUUCGUAUAUUCAUUUUGAUAGAUAAUAAAAAAUAUGUUGAUGACAGCUUUCCUUCAAAUAACCUUUUUUCAGGUAUAGAUCCCAUGUUUAGUUAAAAUGCUUUGAAGUAUUAAACAAAUAAUUUUUUAGUUCUAACCAACGCCGAGUUAAAGCGAUACUCGAUGCCUUUUUAAAAAAUUCAAAUGUCAGUUGAAGACAUCUUGACUGUACAUACAACUGGCUUCGAUUGUGUUAUAUGCUUGUGAUUGACAGCUACACAUGACUUAAAAUUUUCCGUGUUAGAAUUGGAAAAUAUUAGAGCCACAGUAGUUUUAACGCUCAGCUCUCAUGGAGGAAAACAUUUGCAACCUUUUUAACGAGUUUUUCUCUGGAACCUCUGCGAAUGUUAAAGAUUUUCGUCCAGCACUUGUCGCUAAUUGUCUCUUCAACAGCUUUUUGUGUUAUACAACCAUCAUUUUGAACAUUGUUACCAUCCAUGCGAUAAGGAAAACCGCGUUGUUUCCAAAACCUAUGAGAUCAUUAUUACUGAGCCUGGCUGCCUCCGAUGUUGGCGUUGGUUUGUUGGUCCAACCGCUCUACAUUUCUACUUUGGUCAGCCGGUUAAAUCAAAAACGUAUCGGUUGUAUUUCCUAUAAGGGAUGGUCCGUCGUUAUCACUUUCUUUUGUAUAUCCUCGCUCUUGAAUGUUGUAACCAUUAGUGUGGACAGGUUCUUGGCCGUUUAUCUUCAUCUCAGAUAUCAAGAACUUGUAACUCACAAGCGCGUCAUUGCAGCGGUGAUAUCGAUAUGGCUGUUAAGCGCAAUUAUUUCUUCUAGUGUCUUUUGGGAUCCAUUGCUUUUCAGCUCACAAGUCAUUGGGCUCGUGAUUAUGACUGUCUGCCUCAUUGUAGUGGUUAUUUUCUACUGGAGGAUUUAUAUUGUCUUAAAGCGACAUAAAAACCAGAUUCAAGGCCUUCAAAUCCAAGAAGUACAACAGGGAGUUCAAAAUGGCGACUUACUAAACUUUUUGAAGCUUCGAAAGUCAGCUCUUGGAACAUUUUAUGUAUGUAUUGUGUUCUUGAUUUGUUAUUUGCCUUCCUAUAUUCUCUCUUUUUUAUUCCUGGUUCGCCUUUUAAGUCCAAUCUCUUUCUACAAAGCUUCACUCUAUACAACGACUUUGCUUUUCCUUAACUCGUCUUUGAACCCUGUUAUAUACUGCUGGAAGAUGGGACCCAUUCGUCGCACUCUCGUGGACAUAAUGCGAGGCAUCGUCAAUCGAUUUAGAGAAUAACAUUUGUUAUGAAUAAUUGUUAUUGUAAAUAGAAGCUUCUGGAAAUCACCAGACUGCAUAAUCAUACUGACAUGCGUACCAUAGAACUUUCUAAAACAUUUCAUCAAGUCAGGUAAUUAUUACGUAAUACUAUUGAGAUAGUUCUUUUGUGAAUGUAUAUAAAGACUCAGUUAUGUAGUAGUAAUAAUAGUUGUUGUUAUCGUCGAGAGUGACCGACUGUUUAGAAAUCUAUACCUUGAGAGACAGCUACAGCGCGCAGCGGAACCCUAUCCAUACAUGCAAAAAAUGAUAAUAAAAAUAAUAACCCAUGAAACCGAGUAAAUUUGGUCUGACGCAUGACCGAAAUUCCGUUUGUAAAAGUUGCUAGAUUAGGAACAACUGUAUUAGGGGCUCAAAUCUAGCCACAACGUUAAUAGAAGGGAAAGAGAAAAGGAAAUGUGCAUGCGCUAUUGAAUGCGUAACCUGGAAGCACUAAGCAACUUAGGUGCAACAUAAAGCUCCGCUUUGAGGAUUGGAUAAAUCUAUGCUUGUGCUAAGGGAAAAUCUGUCGAAAAUUUGUGAACGGUCUCAGAAAGUUCUUUCUAGAUUUCGAGGACUGUUGAGGUAAGGCCUCGCCGCUGAAUGAUUGAUGAAGUAAGGGCUCAUUACCGAGAAAAAUUAAUUGAUCUUUUUUUAUCAGCCACGCCAUUACUCUGGUUACAAGAAGAGCUCUAAAUCAAGUUAUAUAGAUAUAUGUAUUCGCUUUUCGUGCGAAAACAUUUCAUCAUGCACUCAGCUAUUGCAGGUUAGCCACUCAAAUUAAGAGUAUUUUUUACAGUAACAUUUCCUGGACACUAAUUCGAAGUGAGGUCCGUUUAUCUCUGAAAUAACUCUAUAAGAUUUCUCCGAAUUUUCUCGACUUGCUUUAAUUGCUUUAAUUUGGAGGAGCUUUUCUGAAAAUUCUAUUUAUUCCUGACGAGUAGAUAGUUGUGCGUUUUUUUAAACAACUUUUGUUUAACCCUUUAACUCCCAAGAUCUCAUUAGUUAUUCUCCUUGCUGUCUGCCAUAUAGUUCUAAUUAUGUUAGUUCAGAGAAUUUAGUAUUGGAUCUACUAAUAAUCCCCAAAUAUAUAUGUUAUUUGCCGGCUGGGAGGUCCGUAUGAUGAAAAACUGUGACCGAGGUCUUCAAGGCCGAGGUCACAGUUUUUCACCCUAUGGAUCGACCCUUAGCCGGUAAAUAACAUAUUUAUUUUUUUUAAACUUGACGAAAUUCAUUCCGAAAGAACCCGAAUGAUUUAGGGCUGUAAAUACGGCAAAAUCUUCCAUAAACUGAACAGUUUUUGAGCGAGUAAAUGGUAGUUAAAAUAGAGGUGACGAAAAUUUAAGAGAACAUUUUCAUUUGCGUAAUGAUAAAAGUGAUUCAAAAGGCUUCCAAACAAACUUUAAAACGUUAUUAUACAAGUAUCUGUCACAAUGUGACACCUGUCAAUUAGAGAGCGCGUAAAAAAAGAAAAAAGCCCAUGUAAAUUUUUAAAAAACAACGAAACUAGUUUGGCAGGGACUAUCACCACAAUGUUUUCUUCAAAAAUAGUUAAUGAUCUUACGGAAAGUAUUAUUCACUCUCAUCGACGAUUAAUUUAUGUACGAAGAUUUACCUUUGUUCAUUAAGUAAUCGGCGAGGAAAGUAAUUGUAAGUAAAUUCAAAUUUUUUGUUUUGAAGUUGUGAGAGUUUGCUCGUUUGUUUGCUGCAAUGGCGUGUGAAAAUCUGGUCUUUCCUCCGCAAAAACUAAAUUCGGAUGAUAUACUCCAACGAGACAUAAGGGAAUUUUACGCGGCCUUUUCUCAUUUAAUUCCUUAAGUUUCUGUUGUGCAGUUUACGAUACAAAUGUCCAAAUUGAACGGACUUGAAAAGACUCACCGAGAGCGUAUAUUUGUUGCAGAACUGAAAUUAAAACUCGCUCGCCUUUUCACAACGAACAAAUUGUUUGAGAAAAUUCAGAUAUUAAAUGAAUGAAAGUUCCAUCGAUUAGUUCAACUGUAGCCAAAUACCUCACGUUUUAACUCCUCUAGGUGCUUUUUGUGAACAAUUAAAAUUAAUUGCAGACGGCUUUUAGGCCGCCUGUCAACCGACGUAAUGACAUUAUUGCUUAUACAAAAAAGUAAUUCUGAAACGAAAAUUUUUCAGUCGACCAAAGUGACUUGAGAGAGAGAAAAGAGAGGAUUAAUAAGUUAUUUAUUGGCUUGAGGUAGUGACCGACUUCUUUGCUUAAAAAUACUGCCCAGCCGGUAAAACGAGAUAUAUUUAUGAAAAAUAGCAACGAAUGAAGGGAUGUACUCGGCGACUCACGAACGCUUUACCGUUGCCUGUGGGCAGAGAUAGGAAAAUACUGACCGGGUAAAGAACCAAUCAGAUUGCAGCAUUCGUUUCCGUGCCCUCUAAAAAAAAUUGAUUUUCUUUACUCUAAUUUUUUGUGUGCUUGAUAUUGUAUUGAUAUUGUAAGGAAAAAUUCUGCCUCGGUCACUCAUGGGGAGUUAAAUAGUCAAUCAUUUUCAUCCACAAAAACUAACUCGUUCCACUUCUUUUGGUCGAAAUAUAUUUCCCAUCCCUCAGAGGAACCUCUUCUUUGGUUUUCUUCCGCUUCAGAACAACGUUGAAAGAUUGGGUUCAGAAAAAAGUAAUUUUAGUGAAGAAAACUUAAAACUUCUGCAAAGCAGAAAAAAAAGGUUUCCGCGUUCCUCUCAAUCUAGUGGCAUCCGCGGUUUAAUUGUAAGCACAUUUGAGGACAGUUUUCAGAGGCAGGAUAGGUUAUUGUUUUGAAUCUCAAAACCCAACAGAUACUUCCUGAUAUUGUAUAGUUUCUAAAACAGGAGCAAAAUUGUCCUUUGACAAAAUCAGUUUUCCAAAAUCGAACUUCACCUUGAAUUAAAUUCAUUGAUGAGCGGGCAACGUCGAAAGUCGGACGGAGUCUUACGGCGCCCAAAAUCUGACAGAGCCAAACAAUACGACAGAGCCAGAUUGAUACCUCACAAAGGAAGCUAAAAUUGGAUAGAGUUUCCAUCGGAAGUUUUCAAAUAACGGAAAUCCCAAUCUGAUUUCAAAAAACAUCAAAUGAAAAACUGAAUGCCAGAAAAUGCCAAUUGAAAAUUGGAAUGCGCUCGGAAUGAGACGGUCUCACGGUGCAGAAUCACAGCUUACGAUUAGUAUAAACCUUAAGAAAGAAAAAUUUCACUUAAAGGCUAUUUUCAAUACAAGGAGGUGGUCAUUUGUGUCAAUCGAGCUGAGAGAGAUAUUAUGCAGAGAUAAUGGCGAUUAAUUGAUGUCGACCUACAAUGUCGUGUUAAACUGCCUGAAACCGGAAAAGAAGCUCCCUGAGGUAUACGGAAUAUCUUUUGACGAAAAACAAAACGAGGUGGUUUUUUUUUCACAUAAAAUGAUUAACAAGGGUAUUGAAAAUUAUUCAUUGAAAAAAAAAACACCCAAAGAGAACCUCAGCCAAUCAAAUGCAGCCAUUUUAAAGUUAUGAUGCCCCUAUGUUUAUCAGUGAUUUAUCAGCUGUGCUAUUACACUGUUAACAAAAAAGAGCUCUUAAAUCAGUUGAAUUGAUUGAGUUAUAUCUGCUUUUCUUUAGAUCAACACAUCAAACUCAUUCCCCAAUGCGACGAACAUUUCUUUUUCUCGGUUCCAGGUGCGCGCAACCACUAACCCAACGUAAUGCGUAUGCUCUCCGUUACGAAUUUUCAAAAUGGCGGACAGGCCAAAGAGGGAAAUGAAAAAAACAAAGCGAUUUUGCAAUGAAUACUCAACAUACACCCUCGUUAGAAAGGCGAAUCCACGGAAGAAAGAUACAAAACUGUAUGAUACUGAGAUCGAUAUGAUAUUAAAUCCAUAUCGAGGGCCCGUUUCCAACUUCCAAAGAAGUGUAUUUAAUUGCCUUCCGCCACGAUUACUAGUUUUCUCAACAACUUUCUGAAGACAGAAUACUUUCUUUCUGAAGACUGCUGAUAUGCGGCUAUUGAUUAUUAUACCUGAUUGCUCAAACACUUUGUUUACGAUUGUUGAAAGGACCGACUCAUGGUUCUCCGUCUUCGUCUUUACAUUGCUUUGAAAUAGUAUAGAUUAGUAAGCUGAAACGAAAAAUUAAUAAGGGAAGUUUACAAAAAAUCCAGCAAACAAGUUUAAAAAGGCAUUUAUUUAGACUUCAUACUUCAACGAACUUCACAAAUCUUACUUGUUUAUCUUGUAAAUAAACGAUGGCAGAUUAAUUCCCGAAGCGCUUUCGGACUUUCCCGAUCCCUCUCCUACUACUUUCACGCUUACAAAACAGGAAAAAAUCAAAAGGAGGAAGAUACAGCUGUUUUGAAACGCCAUUUGACGAGGGUAAAUCUGCUUUUUGUUCGACACUUUACAUAUCAAAACAAAGGAAAUGUGUUCCUCUUUUUAAUUCUGGUGGUACAUUUUUAAUUUGCGCCUGCGUAAAAGAGAUAUCGCCCGAGACCCUUUGCUCGGUCGUGUUUUGAUCAAAAACGCCUUGUUAAUUUCAUGCAACCGCUCGGAGAAAAGGUAAAAAUGACGAGGGAAAACUUUACCUUCAAGUUAGAAAAUUAGCGAAACGAUAUUAUAGUUUAAUAUUUCAGAGGUACAUUGAGGGCUAAACCAUUAUGCCUCGCACUAAAUAACUAACACUAUUACAUCUCUCGGUUAAUACGUGGGCUAUGAUUGGUCAAAUUUAGCGGGCUUUAUAUCACUGUACUGCCCGCUAAACUCAAAGGUUUGUGGUUAAAACCACCUUGAAGAAUAUAAUGAACUGAAACAUAUGAAAAAACUUCUCGGUGGCUUUCAUUUGAAUGGUCAAACGCUAUUGUUCGAUCCACAGACUUUUAAACUACUUCGUGGUGCUUGAUAAACAGUGCACAUGGAAGAACUGGUAAAUAGCUUUGGUUCGAAUAGUCAAAAUACAGGAUGUUAUUCAAGCCGGAACCACCUUAUGCUGCACGAUAAACUGUACCACAUUAAAAUACUACGCUGUAGCUCUCAUUUAAAUGGUCAAACGCUAAAUUGUCAUCCAUACUAAGCUAGAACCACCCAGCACCUUUUAUUUGAAUGGGUCUUAUUCAUGGGCGUAAAGGUAGGAAUCCCUUCUCACCUCACUGCAAACAGUACCAGUAUGGAAGUUCUAUCCAUUUACAUCCAUAUGAUUGCACAUAUAGGUGAUUCCAUUAUUUAUAGCAACACAUAAACGUUUUCGUCGAGUAUAAUGGCACAAGAUUCAGAAGGAGUAUUUUUAUGCGCUGAAUUUUUAGGGUUCUGCUCUUUUCAAUACAACCUGAAUUCAAGAUUCUCUCUUUGCAAUAGUGCACAAACCUUAACCAGCAGAUUAUUUAGAGAGAAAAUUAAGGAAAAUUAUUUUGUUUAUUCAUUAGCUGAGUGGCGAAUGGCUUUAAUUUGCUUCCGAGUAGCUGACAGAUGGAGCAAAACUUUUGACCAAUCACUUUACGAUGUAAAGCAAAACUAUUACGAACCAUGACACCACUCAUUUGCAGACUUCUUUUGACUUCUGGACGAAAUAAAUUUAUAGUCCUGUCAUUUGCCUAUUAAUUGUUUUUUUAUUCUUUCUUUACCUACUGACCCUAACAGGCGAAAGUCUUUCAUAUUCAAACACAAUAUUGCAUUUUUCACUUUAAUUUACAUCUAUUAAUGAUACAAAAAAACCAGCCCUCAUUUUUAAUUUACAACAGCCGUCAACAUAAACAAUAGUCAAACUUCCUGUAUUCUUUUCGUUUAAGUGCUUUAUGCAGAAUAAGUGUUUAAUAAAAUGUCUGAUCUGUAUUUCUUUCGGUUGGAAUAUGUAAAAAUAUUGUGUCUUUAAAGAUGUCUUCCGUGUAUUCAAACGAAUUUAUUACUAGGGAAACAUAUUUGAAGCGCUCUUUAAUAUAACUGACUAUAAUAUUUCGUUUAUUCAUGUUGAUAGAUGAAAAAUAUGUUAAUGACAGCUUUUCUUUAAAUCACCUUUUUUUAGGUAUAAAUCCCAUGUUUAGUUGGAAUGUCUUGAAGUAUUAAACAGAUAAUUUGUUUUAGUUCUAACUAACGCCGAAUUUAAAGCGGUACUCGAUGCUUUUUGAAAAAAUUCAAAUGCCGGAGUUGAAGCCGGGGACAUCUUGACUGUUCGUACAGAUGGCUUUGAUUGUGUUAUAUGCUUGUGAUUGACAGUUACAUAUGACUUAAAAUUUUCCGUUUAGAAUUGGAGAAUAUCAGAGCCACAGUAGUUUUAACACUCAGCUCUCAUGGCGGAAAACGUUUGCGACCAUCUCAACAAAUCUUCUUUCGGAACCUCUCUGUAUUUUAAAGAUUUUCGUCCGGCACUUGUUGCUAAUUGUGUCAUCAACAGCUUUUUGUGUUAUGCAAACAUCAUUUUGA
Molecule: messenger RNA, 12094 nt
Organism: Pocillopora meandrina
Lineage: Eukaryota; Metazoa; Cnidaria; Anthozoa; Scleractinia; Pocilloporidae
Source: the annotation of a GenBank genome assembly